Messenger RNA from Arctia plantaginis, 207 nucleotides. The record is from the annotation of a GenBank genome assembly. NCBI's taxonomy places the organism in Eukaryota, Metazoa, Arthropoda, Insecta, Lepidoptera, Erebidae.
AUGAUGGGAUGCACAUUGACAGGGCAGGCUCCAAGGACUAAAGAUAAAAAAUCAGCUGUUGUAAAUCCAUUAGAUCAACAGGCGAAAGGCGCGAUCGUUGAGUUUGCGAUGCAUACAGCCGUUGAGAGGAAGUGGCCGAUUCAAAGUCGACAAAUCAUUUUAAAGGAAAUGAGCCAAAGAUCACUGAAUAUAAACGCGACAACAUGA